Mesorhabditis belari is the source of this 381-nucleotide messenger RNA. NCBI's taxonomy places the organism in Eukaryota, Metazoa, Nematoda, Chromadorea, Rhabditida, Rhabditidae. The record is from the annotation of a GenBank genome assembly.
AUGGUUGAGAAGGCGCCGCCCCGUCCGAUCUGCCAAGUUGAGCAACGUCGGGCUCGGUUAGUCGCUGGAUCGAUGCCUGAGGAAGACCAUUCACAGCCAACCCAAGAAACAAUCGUCGUCAUGGGAUCUCCGGCCAUCGGCUCUCCAGUCCUCGUCAGAAACCAAGCCAUGCCUCACUCGCCCGACAAUCUCAAUGGCACCAUCGCCACCCGCCUCGCUUCUCCUGAACCUUCGCGAAGCCCAGCUAUGUCUCCACCACCGCCAGCAGCCGUGCCAAACCCUCCUGUGCAAAAUGCUGCCCCAACCGGAUCAAAUCUCGCCUACCCCGGCGAGUUGGAAGCCAAAAUCAGUCGCGAAAAUCCAAGAGAACGAUCCAGAAAA